AUGGGGUCAGAUCAAUGUUUUGCCCGAUUGAAUAUUCUUGAGAUAAAAUCCCUCAUUUACCAGAAAAUCGGGCAUUCGAGAGCAGACUGUUACUUUGAUCAGCUUGGUAAAUUCCUUACCUCGAGGAUAAGCAAGUCUGAAUUUGAUAAGCUUUGUUUCAAGACGAUUGGUCGGGAAAACAUCCCGCUUCACAAUCGUUUAGUACGUUCCAUCCUCAAGAAUGCAAGUGUUGCUAAAUCUCCUCCCCCACCGCGGUAUCUGAAGAAAUCCCAGUCUCUUUAUGGGGAUUCUGCUUUCCCUCCUUCGCCUCGGAAAUGCAGGUCAAGGAAAUUUAGAGACCGGCCAAGUCCGCUUGGUCCACUUGGGAAGCCUCAAAGUAUUACUACUACAAACGACGAGUCAAUGUCAAAGGUACAAAGACUUCCGAUGGAAGUGGAAGAUGGAGAAGAGGUUGAACAAAUGACGGGAUCUCCAGGUGUGCAAAGCAGAAGCCCGUUAACUGCUCCACUUGGUGUUUCUAUGAACGGAGUUCGAAAGUCUAUUUUCAGUACAUCUCUAUGCAGCAAUGGUAUCAAGCGUGAGACUUGUCAAAGUAGUGGGGAGCUGCCUGAUACAAAAACAUUGAGGGCUCGGUUGGAGCAUAAAUUGGAGAUGGAUGGGAUAAAGUUAUCGAUGGACUCUGCUAAUCUUCUUAAUACCGGAUUGGAUGCAUUUAUCAGAAGAUUGAUCGAGCCUUGUUUGAAUUUGGCUAGCUCUCGUGUGAGAGAGAUGAACAGCCAGCAAAAGCGAGCGCUAUCCAAUAUAUCGAUGUUGGAUUUCCGUGCUGCCAUGGAGUUGAAUCCUCGGGUUCUUGGAGAGGAUUGGCCAAUACAUCUAGAGAGGAUCUGUUCCCGAGCGUCAGAAGAGUAA
This is a messenger RNA of Arabis nemorensis, 909 nucleotides long. The record is from the annotation of a GenBank genome assembly. NCBI's taxonomy places the organism in Eukaryota, Viridiplantae, Streptophyta, Magnoliopsida, Brassicales, Brassicaceae.